CCAUAGGGUGCAGCAGUCACAUGACUAGGGAGGGUUGGACCGUGUCUCCUUGAUGCUCAGCCUGCUGGUGAAGCUCAAGGAGCUGAAGUCUGAAGUUGCUCAUCUCUGAACUCCCUCUGUCUGGGUCACAGAGCUCAACCUGAACCAAAUGUCGGACACAGAGGAAGUAGCGGGCGAGGAGGCUCAAGAGGGAGAAGAUGAAUCCAAACCCAAGCCCAAGUUCAUGACAAAUAUUACAGCCCCAAAGAUGCCUGAAGGUGAAAAAGUAGACUUUGAUGACAUGUACAGGAAGCGACAGGAGAAAGAUCUGGGUGAGCUCCAGGCUUUGAUUGAAGCUCACUUUGUUCAGAGGAAGAAAGAGGAAGAGGAGCUCAUCGCCCUUGUUAACAGAAUUGAGAAUCGUCGUGCUGAGAGAGCUGAACAGCAGAGAAUCAGAGCAGAGAGGGAGAAGGAGAGGCAGGCCAGACUUGCUGACGAGAAGGAGCGCAAGGAGCAAGAAGAGCAGCGUAAGAAGCUGGAUGAUGACGCUAAGAAGAAGAAAGCCCUCUCAAACAUGAGCCAGCAGUACGGCGCCGGACAAAAGAGUGACACCAGGAGAGGAGGCAAGAAACAAACUGAGAGGGAGAAGAAGAAGAAGAUCCUGGCUGAACGCAGGAAGCCUCUCACUGUUGAUCAUCUGAAUGAGGACAAACUUAAGGAGAAGGCCAAAGAGUUGUGGGAUUCACUGAGGGGCUUGGAGUCGGAGAAGUUUGAUCUCAGCGAGAAACUCAAAAGACAGAAAUAUGAUAUUAACCAACUUCUCUGUCGCGUUCAAGACCACCAGAGUGCCAAAGGUCGUGGUAAGGGCAAGAUGGGCCGGGUGAGGUAAAGCUGCUGCGAGACCGAGUCAAGGAAGACCUUCACAGCAGUGGCUGACCUACUUUAAUACUCAAAUUCUGUUCAUUUUCCUGAUGUCUUGGGGUACAUGUCAACCAUCAUGAGAUCAAAAGAAUAAAUACAUCACUUCACCCAC
Messenger RNA from Girardinichthys multiradiatus, 1012 nucleotides. It is a transcript of the gene tnnt2d, whose product is annotated as troponin T2d, cardiac. The record is from RefSeq and is a predicted model, not a curated record. Lineage: Eukaryota; Metazoa; Chordata; Actinopteri; Cyprinodontiformes; Goodeidae. Gene Ontology annotation, molecular function: tropomyosin binding; troponin I binding; troponin C binding. The coding region runs from base 149 to 868 and encodes 239 amino acids. The transcript has 12 exons. Gene Ontology annotation, cellular component: troponin complex. Gene Ontology annotation, biological process: sarcomere organization; cardiac muscle contraction; regulation of muscle contraction.